Alternaria arbusti is the source of this 384-nucleotide messenger RNA. RefSeq lists its product as uncharacterized. The coding region runs from base 1 to 384 and encodes 127 amino acids. The record is from RefSeq and is a predicted model, not a curated record. Lineage: Eukaryota; Fungi; Ascomycota; Dothideomycetes; Pleosporales; Pleosporaceae. The transcript is spliced from 3 exons.
AUGCCCGAGUUCUCCACGCACCAGCAUUCCAUUCUCAAACCGCUUUACCUGCAACAGCAACGCAUCGGAGAUUCGAGAGCGAUCUGGAAGUCAGCGUCACACCGUCUUCUACUGCGGAGCAAAGAUAGCAUACAACGACUAGACGCCGAGCAAGCCAUAAUGGAGCAGAUGACUGCGAAGAUGGAGUUGGAGAAGAGGCAGCAGCCCCAGAUGAGGAGCAUUCAGAGCAUCGAAGAGAUGGCUGAGGAAGACAGGAGGGCAGAUGAGGAAUGGAACGGCAUCGCAAACCAACUUGCAUUCGAUGCGCAACUCCCUGGCGUUCAGGAAGUCAAGUCCGUCUCAUUCCGUCACCAAAAACGCCACAUUGCGAAUGCUCGACGGUAA